GACAAAACUUUUGUGGGCAAUAUUCAGUGCCAAGAACACUAAGGUUCUUCAAAUAACUUUGAGGACCUUAGAAGAACCCUUCUUUAACCCCUAAUUUCUAGAGUGCACAUAACAAUUGCAUACAAGCAUUCACUUCCUGUUGCAAAGGGGAGAAGAGAGAGAGAGCGUGAGAGAGAGAGCACGAGAGAGAGAGCACGAGAGAGAGAGAGAGCUCUUUGGAUGACUUUUGUUGACUUGCCAUAACUUAAAAAGUUUCUGUCUCCUCUAAUUUUCCUGAGUCUAGUUUUGUUCUGUUUCAGAUACAAUCCUAGUAAGCUAAAAUUUUAGUUUUUGACUGCUGAAAAUCAAGAUAAUCGAAGGUCUGUCUGAGAAGUAGAGAAAAUGAACAGAGCUGGCGUUUAUGGCGGGCUUGUCUUCCUCCUCCUCAUCAUGACUACUGUGGAGGGUAAAGGAGAUGUGUCAUUCUGGAGAACUAKAGUCACAAUGACCUGUCCUGGUGAAGGAGAAUGGUAUGAAGACACUAACAAAAUGGGCACGUUCAACAUAAUAAAAAAUAUAAAAGUGGAUUAUGAUGAUAGCAAGAAAAGAGUUUACAACUGUGAAUAUCAGCAUGAUCCGUCUGUUACUGAAAAAACAACCUAUCAGUUUUACUUUAAAGGAAAGGUGUGUGAGGACUGCUAUGAGCUGAAUCCGACUCUGGUUGCCGGGGCCAUCAUUGGGGACCUGCUGGUGACAGGAGGGGUCAUCCUCAUUGUGUAUCUCAGGGCUCGGAAGAAGUCUGGACCUGCUGCACCCCAAAAACCCACUUCUCGCUCAGCAGGCCGUGGCCCACCAGUGGUGCCAAGUCCUGACUAUGAGCCCCUUAGUGUGGCAACCCGCAGCAGAGAUAUCUACGCUACCCACAGGACUGGGUAGACUGUCCUCUCACCAGACCACACCUGUUCUCUAUGACCCCUCUGAUGCCCCGGACCAGCAGGCCUCAGCUCACCCUGCCAUCAAAGAGGAGGGGAGAAGGCUCUGUAGUGCUUAGCUUAGACUUAAAUGUGCUUUUUAUUUUUGCUUGAUGUGUAAAAUGUGUGAUAUUAUGAUUCAAUUAAACUGUAGUUUAGAAUUACUGUAACUGGUGAUAAUAGUGAUCAACGUAGUGUUGCUCUYGAAAAUAGAGAUAUAAAGAUAGGGAGAUCUUUGUAAAGACUUUUAGAUGUUUGCUGUACUGAAAACAAGUACAUAGCUGUGUUGAUCAACUGUUGUAAAAUGGUAUUAAUGUUUGCAGAUGCCAGCCAAGUUGUCCUCUUCACAAUGUUAUAGCUGCCUGUAUAUACACUGAGUGUACAAAACAUUAGGAARGCCUUCCUAAAAUUGAGUUGCACCUCCUUUUGCCCUCAUAACAGCUUCAAUUCAUUGAGGCUUGGACUCUACAAGAUGUUGAAAGAGUUCCACAGGGAUGCUGGCCCAUGUAGACUCCAAUGCUUGCCACAGUUCU
Molecule: messenger RNA, 1483 nt
Organism: Salvelinus sp. IW2-2015
Lineage: Eukaryota; Metazoa; Chordata; Actinopteri; Salmoniformes; Salmonidae
Product: T-cell surface glycoprotein CD3 epsilon chain-like
Biological process (GO): positive thymic T cell selection; cell surface receptor signaling pathway
Cellular component (GO): external side of plasma membrane; alpha-beta T cell receptor complex
Molecular function (GO): transmembrane signaling receptor activity
Source: RefSeq, a predicted model, not a curated record